CCUCUUCUUAGCACUCGCUGGGCGGGGAGGAAACAGCCGGAGCUUCCCAAGUAGUGCACCUUGUGCAUCUAUCUCAGGUAGCCUCCUGAUGCCUGAGAACAGCUCAGUCGCCAACUGCUGCGCGGCCAGCGGGCUGGCAGCACGCCCUAGCUGGUCCGGGUCAGCGGGAGCAGGGCUCCCUGGGACUCCCCGGGCACCCUGGGUGGCUCCCAUGCUAUUUACAGUAGUCGUUAUCACCACAGCCGUGGACUUCGUGGGGAACCUGCUUGUCAUCCUCUCAGUGCUCAGGAACCGCAAGCUGCAGAACGCAGGUAAUUUGUUUGUGGUGAGUCUGGCCUUGGCUGACCUGGUGGUAGCCUUGUACCCUUACCCACUGAUCCUUGUGGCCAUUAUCCAUGAUGGUUGGGUCCUUGGGGAGGCCCACUGCAAGGCCAGUGCCUUUGUGAUGGGCCUGAGUGUCAUUGGCUCUGUCUUCAACAUCACAGCCAUUGCCAUCAACCGCUACUGGUGCAUCUGUCACAGUGCCACCUAUCACCGGGUAUGCAGUCAUUGGCAUGCUCCCGUCUACAUCAGCCUCGUCUGGCUCCUCACUCUGGUGGCUUUGGUGCCCAAUUUCUUUGUGGGGUCUUUAGAGUAUGACCCACGCAUCUAUUCCUGCACCUUCAUCCAGACAGCCAGCACACAGUACACUGCAGCUGUGGUGACCAUCCACUUCCUCCUUCCAAUCGCUGUGGUGUCCUUCUGCUACCUGCGAAUCUGGGUACUGGUGCUCCAGGCCCGAAGGAAGGCCAAGGCUGAGAGGAAGCUGCGUCUGAGACCCAGUAAUUUGCGCAGUUUCCUAACCAUGUUCGCAGUAUUUGUGGUUUUUGCUAUAUGUUGGGCCCCCCUCAACUGUAUUGGCCUUGCAGUGGCCAUCAACCGAGAGGCAAUGGCUCUCCAGGUCCCAGAAGGGCUCUUUGUCACCAGUUACUUCCUAGCUUACUUUAACAGCUGCCUUAAUGCCCUCAUUUAUGGGCUUCUGAACCAGAACUUCCGCAGGGAGUACAAGAGCAUCCUCUCGGCCCUCUGGAACACUGGGCACUGCUUCCAGGAUCCUUCCAGAGGCUGCCUUACUGCGGAGUUGCAGGGCCCGGUGCCACCUGCUGCCAGGGCUACCUUGCCUGUCCAGAAAGACGCUCUCUAGCCUGCAUUCAGCUCGGUGGACCUAGUAGCAAACCUGUGCAAUGAGCAGAGUGGAGUCGCUGUCAGUGCUGCGCAACAACAUGCUCACGCUGAUUCCUACAACUGGUGAACUCAACUGACUACUAGUGCAAACCUGCAGACACUCCUACUGGCAGAUUAGGCACUGGAUUCCAGUUGGCUAGGGCAGAAGUCAAGCCCUACCUAUGAGAAGUCAUUUUCCCUGCCACCUUGAUCUGUUAAGAGAUCUCUUUUGAUUACCUGUGCUGAAAGAUCAAAAUCUGCAGUAUUGAAGGUUUUGAGACCAGUAUCCCAGAGAACAAAGGAAUGUGGGGAGAGCCAGAGCAUCAAGCAAUGUUCAUCCGCCAUGGAAUGGUCUCAGACCACUGGACCUGAGUUUAAAUACAGGCAGUUCUCUUCAAACAGUGAGGAGAUGAAUCACGUUCUGCUUGAUGGACUCAACAGUCUCUGCAGAGAUGCUUCCCAGCCAUUUUCCUUCUCUGAUCUUUCUUGGAAUGCCUCCAUUUUGAGAAGUUUCCUCUUUAGGAAACCCUCAGCCUUCAAGGGACUUCAAGUUCAGGUGCAGACUUCUGACUGGUUGACAUAGAUGGUCAUCCACCAUUUUGGCCUCCAUGGAUCAUGACACAUACACACACACACACACACACACACACACACA
This is a messenger RNA of Mastomys coucha (southern multimammate mouse), 1858 nucleotides long. RefSeq names its product melatonin receptor 1B (gene Mtnr1b). The record is from RefSeq and is a predicted model, not a curated record. NCBI's taxonomy places the organism in Eukaryota, Metazoa, Chordata, Mammalia, Rodentia, Muridae. Bases 89 to 1183 code for a protein of 364 amino acids. The transcript has 3 exons. Gene Ontology annotation, biological process: G protein-coupled receptor signaling pathway. Gene Ontology annotation, molecular function: melatonin receptor activity. Gene Ontology annotation, cellular component: membrane.